Messenger RNA from Parastagonospora nodorum SN15, 1067 nucleotides. RefSeq lists its product as hypothetical. The coding region runs from base 1 to 852 and encodes 283 amino acids. The record is from RefSeq and is a predicted model, not a curated record. Gene Ontology annotation, biological process: phospholipid transport. Gene Ontology annotation, cellular component: mitochondrial intermembrane space. Gene Ontology annotation, molecular function: phosphatidic acid transfer activity. Lineage: Eukaryota; Fungi; Ascomycota; Dothideomycetes; Pleosporales; Phaeosphaeriaceae. The transcript has a single exon.
AUGGUCAAAUUCUAUUCGUCCUCGGAGACAUACCCAUACCCCUUCCCCGCCGUCACCCUCGCCUACUUCCUGCGCUACCCCAACCCGUACUCCACACACGUGCUCUCCACCGACACCAUCGCGCGCAGCUUCGACCCGGAAACGCAGCGCCUGACCACCAUACGCCUACACCUCAAGCGCUCCAAGCUCCCCUCCGCCGUGCUGAAGCUGCUCCCGCGCUCGCUCCUCGGCGCCUCCGCCACCGGCGACACGCAGACCUUUAUCCUCGAGAAGUCCGUCGUGGAUGUCAAGGAAGGCUGGAUGGACACGGAGUCGCGCAAUCUCGAGUGGACAGGCGUUUUGAGCGUCGUCGAGCGCCAGAAAUUCAUGCGUCCAGACCCUGCAAAGCCAUCAGCACUUCACGACGAGGAUAAGAUCUGGCAGGGCAUGGAGACAGCCGCGCGGCGCCAUGGGUUCUUGAACUUCAACAACGGUGCGAAGGUCGAGGAUUCGAGCGAAACAACGGAUGUGGUGAGUAGCGUGACCCUUCAUUCGCACAUCGGCGAGACGUGGAAGAAGAAGCGUGAAGCCGCUGCCUCCGCCUCCGCCCCCGCCGAAGACGAAGCGCCCCCGAAAAUGGGCUUUCUACGUAGCUGGGGCACCCAAGCUCUACAACGCAAUAUCGAGAAGAUUGGUCUCACGCGUGCUCAGCGCAGUCAGCCGAAUGCGCGCGAGGGCAUGAAAGUUGUGCUGGAGCGCAUGCGUGAGGGCGGGCUAGUCGCAGUGCUUGAGGGCAUGCGGAAGGAUCGCGAAGCCAUACUGGCUGGGCGACCACUUGCCGUGCCAUCUCGGACGGGCAAUGAUGACGAAUGAAAGAGUACGAUAUAUGUGUGUUUUCGGUUUUAGCGAUGGCGUUUUGAAGGGUGUAGGUGACUCUCCCAUAUAUUCCCGUUUUCUUGAGAUGGAUGUAACAUAGUCAGCGAGCGGAAGGUCUUUUUUCCACGUGAAAAGCAACAAUGUAGCAUUAUCCAGCAAGUAGGUCAAGUCAAAACCUUAAAAGUAAAAAAUUCCAUAAGACUCAAGGAAAA